AUGUUAACAAGAGAGGAGUUUCAAAUUAUGCAGAAGCAAUUAGUUCAGAUGACUGAUGAAAAGAAUAGUAUGAAGACUGAAAUUGCAACACUCAAAAUGAACAUUCAACAAAUCCCUCAAUUAAAACAAGAGCUAGCUGAACGAAUACGGCUUAAGCAGUCAGAUGAAAUGACUCUUUUAAAUGAAAUGUCGGAAGUUCAGCAAAAAAUUGGCCAGGUUAGAAAAGAAAUACAAAAUUUAAAUGAUCCGAACGUUCAAAGUACAUUCGAUGAAAAAAGAUUGGUUAAAAAAGAGGAAAAGCUUCAAGAAUUGCAGCAGGAAGAUAAAAUAUAUUCACAAUCAAUUGAAAAUUACAAUAAAAAACUAGAACAAUACCAAGCUAAGCUCACGGCAUUAUCGAAUUUAAUAGAUACUGAAGUUCAGACAAUCAAUUUCCGUAUACGAAACUACAAAAAAAUUAAGUCUUUCGCCACAAUUUAUAUGACUGUCGGUGAUUUUGAGUCACAAGCAAUGACAUUGAGCGAAAGACUAAAUAAAUUACAAAAGAAAAAGCAAAAACGUAAUCAAACCAUUAAAAAUUUGUUAGUUAAUGAAAGAAAUUUAAAAGAACAAAUUCAGAUAUACGAAGAUACAUUAAAAGAUGUAGAAAAUGCAGUUAAUGAAUCAGUCCGUCAACUGAACUCAUCAGAGAAGGUUCUUGAGCUUGUAAAAUUUGAAUAUCAAGGAGUUAAAAAUUCUCUCGAAACAGUAUUAGCGGAGUCAAGUAAAAUACACUCUGACGAAUAUACUAAGGUUAUGACCGAAAUUAAAGAAGAUAAACAAAAAAUUUCGGAAAAUCAAAAUAUUAUUAAAAAUAAGCAACAAGAUAUGGAUCAAGCUCAAAUAGAGCAUAAUAUCUUGGAAAACAAAAAGGUUGCCAUGAUCAGUCAGCUUCAAAAAGUACUGACAGAAAAAGUUUCCCAAAUUUCAACAAAAAUAAACACUUCAUCCGAAGUACAAGACAUUGUUGCUCUUCAAGAGAAAAUCUGGAUUGAUAUAGAAGUUGCCAGACAAGAGUAUCUCUCUGUUGCAAAAAGACACGAAGCAAUCACAAAAGAUGUCGCAAGAAAAGCAAGAAUAUUAAAUGAAAUGAGUGUUUUCGUUAAAGGACUUCCAUCAGUGAAUACAGGUAAUCCAUUGGAUGAAUUAACAAAUAUAUUUAAUGUUGCAACACAAGAGAACAAGAGAUUGGCUAAGGAAAUAGGAAAACUCACUGAUCAGACAACUAAACUUGAAAAAGAAAUUGCUUGGCUUAAGUCACAAUUAUAA
This is a messenger RNA of Trichomonas vaginalis G3, 1308 nucleotides long. RefSeq lists its product as uncharacterized. The coding region runs from base 1 to 1308 and encodes 435 amino acids. The record is from RefSeq and is a predicted model, not a curated record. NCBI's taxonomy places the organism in Eukaryota, Parabasalia, Trichomonadida, Trichomonadidae. The transcript has a single exon.